Molecule: messenger RNA, 1452 nt
Organism: Didymodactylos carnosus
Lineage: Eukaryota; Metazoa; Rotifera; Eurotatoria; Philodinida; Philodinidae
Source: the annotation of a GenBank genome assembly
AUGACGUCUUACCAGAAAGACCAAUUAGCAAAUGGAGAGUAUUUAAAUAAAACAAUUCAACAGUUUCGAUCACAAGAACAACAGCAACAAGGAAAUCAAACUAAAAGACAACUUCAAUACGAAGAUGAAGAUCAAUUUAAUGACGAAAUGCACGAAUUUGAUCCCGAAUUCGAAACACCAAACAAGAAAAGAAAACAACAUCAAAAUAAUAAUAAUAACAACCAGAAUCAGAACAAUCAACAUGCAGCAACUACAUUCACCUUCACAAACACUUUACGAUCACGCGACAUUCGAAACACGAACCAAAGACCACCUCAAAACAGAAGUAAUAAUAAUCAGAGAAACGGACAACAGCAACAACUACAAGGACGAAACGACAAUAAUCUGGGAAAUGAACAGCAACAGCAGCAAGGACGAAUAAGCCGUUUUGCGUUAGACUAUGCUGCCAACUCCCAUUUUCAAUCGUUUAAAAUCGAGUGUAAUCCAAAAAUAACUGAUCCUAAACAGGCAACAAAGUUCAUUCAGGAAUUGACUAACAGCAUUAAACCUGAAUUUUUAAAACAAAAUCCAAUGUACUCACGUGCUGUUCAGUUCGAUUUAUGGUGGUUAGAUAAAAAUAAUGAUCUGGAAAUUAUAAUUAAAUCUACUGAAUUAUAUGUCUAUCUGUGUAAGCCGGAUCGUUUUCCAAAGAAAAUAAUGAACAUUGAACUCAAAUCGUCUCCUCCUAAACACCUUCCACCACAGCAUACUGCAAUAUUAAAAUGGUUAAGUAAUACAGUGUCUAUUGAAGAUCUGAAAUUUAAUUCGAUUUUUUCGAUCGAAGAAAUGAUAGGAACCGUAACAAAUCGAACUCGACACGUGAAAAUUGAACUCUUGGAUAAAAAAGAAUAUGAUGAUCUAUUAAACGGUGGCCAACUGAAUGUGCAAGAUCGUAAUAAUUUGGCAGCUUAUCCUCCACUUCAGUCUUCUACCGCACCAAACUUUCCUCAGACUACUUCAAUCGUCACUUCAAACUUUAGUGAGACGAUAAAAUCGUUUAGAGAUGAAUUAAAUCAGAUUAAAACAAAAUACGAAGAGGAACAAAAGCGGAUCAAAGAAAAAUAUAAAGAUUAUUUAUUAUCCAUGAAUCAAGGACUGCUUGUGAUUCAACAAGAAAUUCAAACUCAGAAGGAAAUGAUCACAUCACUGAGUAAUGCUGUGGAUCAAACUCUCUUCUCUACGUGUGAAAAAACCACGUCUAUUAUCUGUAAUGUCCUAAAGAAAAUUAAAAAAGCCAUCAACGCAAAUGAACUGGACGGCGAAACUGAACUCGUUACACAACAUCUCUCUUUGAUCAACACUUUUGCAGCAUCUUACCUCAAAAAUCGUCUCUCACUCGAAUCACUCUCCACAAAACAAAAUGAAUCUCUAACUCAACUGCUAAAUACUCUUUUCGUUUUACCAAAUGAUUAG